Molecule: messenger RNA, 1255 nt
Organism: Sinocyclocheilus rhinocerous
Lineage: Eukaryota; Metazoa; Chordata; Actinopteri; Cypriniformes; Cyprinidae
Gene: trnau1apb
Product: tRNA selenocysteine 1 associated protein 1b
Exons: 9
Coding region: 128-1093 (321 amino acids)
Molecular function (GO): RNA binding
Source: RefSeq, a predicted model, not a curated record
CGGAAGUGUGUGUGUGUGUUCAGUAAACGUAACGUUCUGCUAGCUUCACGAACCACUACGCAAACUCUGCAGCCAAUUGUCGCUUAAUUUUGCAAACCUCUGAGGUGCAACAGUUUCAGCCGUCAAGAUGUUUAACAGAAUGACAAGUUUAUGGAUGGGUGAUUUAGACCCAUACAUGGAUGAAAACUUCAUUAAGCAAGCUUUCAGCACUAUGGGAGAGACUGCCUACGGUGUCAAAAUAAUUACACAUCGAGUUACCGGAGGCUCGGCUGGAUACUGUUUUGUAGAGCUAGCAGAUGAGGCCGGUGUUGACCGUUGUGUGCAGAGGCUUAAUGGGAAGCUGGUUCCAGGAUCGAAUCCGCCCAGGAAAUUCAAGCUAAACUAUGCAACAUAUGGGAAAAGGCCAGAGCCUGGCCCAGAAUUUUCGGUCUUUGUUGGAGAUCUCACAUCAGAAGUGGAUGACUACCAGCUUCAUCAGUUCUUUCUGAAAAAAUUUCCUUCAUGCAAAGGAGCCAAAGUUGUCACUGAUCCCUAUGGGAACUCCAGGGGUUAUGGCUUCGUGAAGUUUAGCGACGAGAAUGAACAGAAGAAAGCCCUCGAGGAGUUUCAGAAUGCAUCAGGCCUGGGAGGAAAACCCAUCAGGAUAAGCAUUGCUGUCAACAAAGGCAAUAAACCAAGCAGUUACCACAACCAGAAUAACAGCUACAACACCAACUAUCAACAGCAGUACUAUCAACAGCCUUACAACAAUUACUAUCCACAGUGGGGUUAUGAUCAGUACAGCGGUUAUAACUACGGCUACAACCCAUAUGCUACCCCUCCUCCAGUUCCACACGGGAUGAUGGGACCACCCCCACCCAUGGGGAUGCCCCCCAUGCCCUUUGACAUGCAGGGAUCCACAGAGCAGUCACAUGAUGGCACAGAGAAUGCUGAGGAGGACCCUGCUGAAGACCCAAACCCACAGGUGGAUGUGGAGGCAUUAAAUAAGCAAUUCAUGGAGCGCAGUGAGGAGCUCUACGAUUCGCUCAUGGAUUGCCUCUGGCAGCCAUUGGACAGUGUCACAUCUGAAAUUCCUAUGAUGAACGGUUCGUGACUGUCUGAACCAACCACCGUUCGGGAUUAUUGUACUUUGUGAAGGAACAUGCCUUUUUAUAUUGCUCUGAGCGAGUUUUUCAGAGAUUGUUUUUCUCCUUUUCAGCCUUUUAUUUGGAGCUUCAUUCGAGCAGGCAAGACGUUUUCUUCAUGUGUCACCUUU